AUGGCUCCUCCCAUCUCUGAAGUAACAAAUGAAAUCAAUAAACAAAUGCAUGCCAAGGCUGCUAUCUUUCUUCGAUCCAAAAGAAAAAUUGUUUUGACAGGUUCAGAAACAGAGGAAGAAGCAAGAGAAGCAGAAAAGCAACCCGUGUUCCUUCCUUCCUUACCUCAAUUUGAUGAUGUUCAUUCGCAGCGUAUUCAUAUGAAACAAAAAUUAGCUGCUGGUUUUCGCCUGCUUGCCAAGUUUGGCUGGGACGAAGGCGUUGCUGGUCAUAUGACUUUUAGAGAUCCUGAAUAUCCAGAUUUGUUCUGGGUCAAUGCAUUUGGGCAAUACUUUGGUCAUAUUAAAGCCAGUGAUUUAAUUUUAGUAGAUCAUGAAGGCUCUAUUGUCCGCGGUAACCAAAUGGUCAAUAAAGCUGCUUUUGUGAUCCAUGCUGCCGUUCAUCAAGCUCGUCCUGAUAUUAUCUGUGCAGUUCAUACCCAUUCUAUCUAUGGUAGAACAUUCUCUACGUUAGGUAGAAAAUUGUUGCCUAUUUCUCAAGAUGCUUGUGCAUUCUAUGGUGCUCAUAGUGUAUAUGAAGAUUUUGGUGGUGUUGUGUUUAACGAAGAAGAAGGACAACGCUUAGUUAAAGCAUUAGGUCCUACCAACAAGGCCUUGAUCAUGCAAAAUCAUGGCUUAUUAACUACUGGUAAGACAGUAGAUGAAGCUAUUUGGGCAUUUAUUGCAAUGGAAAAAUCAUGUCACUCUCAAUUGAUGGCUGAAGCUGCUCACCCUAAUGGAUAUAAAGAUCUCAAGUUGAUUGAUGAUUUAGUAGCUACACAAACGUAUCAUAUUUUGGGUGAUGAAAAAGCAGGUUAUGCUCAGUUUCAACCCAUGUAUAAUAUGAUUGUAAAAGAACAACCCGACUGUCUUGAAUAA
Molecule: messenger RNA, 915 nt
Organism: Gilbertella persicaria
Lineage: Eukaryota; Fungi; Mucoromycota; Mucoromycetes; Mucorales; Choanephoraceae
Product: class II aldolase/adducin N-terminal
Exons: 4
Coding region: 1-915 (304 amino acids)
Cellular component (GO): cytoskeleton
Molecular function (GO): actin filament binding
Source: RefSeq, a predicted model, not a curated record